CUCCACGGCCAUUUCCGGUACUUCGUCGCGCGGACAGACGCUCCGUGAAUGUUGCGUGGCUUCCGAGGCCGAUUUUUCGUUCGAGAUCCGCGUGUGUGAGCGUGACGCUCGGACGGCGUGAUCGGUGUCAUCGUGCGUGAAGGUGCGGGCGUAGGCGGACGUAAUGCACGACCGUUUGUGGACGCGUCGCGCGACAAGCCCAGCGACGAUCACGGAAUUGUGUAAAUAGCGCGUAGUGGUCAUUUGCGCACGUCCGGUGCGCAUCCGCGGGCCAGAUGAGCGCGGGAUCACGGCGGGCCGACGCGAGGAGACUGUAGCGUGUGGGUGAAGGAGGGGAGGAGAGAGCAAGAGAGAGAGAGAGAGAGAGAGAAAAAGAGUGAGACAGAUUGACUGCCUGUGUGGUGCUUCUUUGUGAUAGCCAGCGGAUCUAUUUUGACGCGCGGUGCACUUUAGUGAACGUGCGACACGAUAAUUGACGACGAGGAACGACGCACGAUAUUGUGUUGAUUAGCGCGAAAAGAGCGGCGUUUACGAGAAGUAGACUGCAGCCUCGUUUCGGCGAUUGAGUCGCCGUGAUGGACGGCGCGAACGUGAAUGGCGGGAACGCCGAAGUAUCGCGCGAGGAUUCUAACCUCGAAAGCGGCGACGGUGGUGAUACUGCCGUGCCAAUGGAGGAAUCGCCGAGCAGCAAAGCAGUGGCCGGUGACGCGGACAGUAACGCGCAAGAGGUUAACGGCGAUCUGAAAGGCUCGCCCAAGAAACACGGUUCGCCCUUUCCGCGCAGGAAGAUGAAAAAGCUCAAGGCCAACUCCACGAGCACCAUCGAGAGCGACGCGACGGAGCCGCUCGGAACGAGGGGACGUAAACGUAAAUUCUCGGAACUCGAGGACGUCAGCUCCGAGGACUCGGAGUUCAACGGCUUCGAUUCGAAGGGGCUCGAAUUGCAACCGGGUAGUCACGUUCUGAAGAAACUCAUUGCUGAAGCUGAAAUGGCAGAAGUCCAACUUGUAAAACGUGUGAGAUAUUCAAGAAGGAGCUUUGACAUUAGAGGAAAAAGAGAAGACGAUCAAGAUUCUGACGAUAUGAAAACCUAUAUUUACGAGACAGAUAGUAUGGAACAUUUGAGUAUAGGAAAGAUUAAAAAGGAAAAGGAGUCUGACAAAUCAGAAACAGAUUCCAUUGAUAUACCAAAUAGCAUAGAUUCUGAAGUGGAACCAAACAAAAUUGAAAUAACUUCCAUUAGAUCAGCAAAUUCGUCAUCAGCUGCAAGUAGUCCAUCUGCGAUAUCACAAAAAUCAAAAAGUAGUCGCGUUUCUCGUGGCGCCAGUCCAGGAGGAAGGCAAAAAGCUCCUGUUGAUAUGUCAAAUCCAUUAUACAAAGAGCCAUUUAAAUAUGGAUGGAAGCGAGAGCUAGUAUUUAGAGCUAGUAAUGAUUCCUCUUUUAAAAGAAUGGCUGAUAUCUAUUAUUAUACACCAAAGGGUAAAAAAGUCAGGAGUUUUAGAGAGGUUGCAGAAUGUCUUAGUUCAAAGGAAUUGACCAUUGACAACUUUACAUUCUUCAAAGAACCUGUUGGGCUUAAUGAUCCUGAAAAGGAGAUUGUUCGACACGCUAAAAGAAUAGGAAGCUCAGGAGGAUCUACGAUGGGAAGAAAAUCUUUUGGUAAUAAGAAAGCCUCACCAACGAAAAAGCCAGUACAAGAACCUGUAGUAAAAAAAACAGUACAGGAACCUACAACAAGAAAGUCAUUACAGGAAACUGCAACAAGGAAGUCAGUACAGGAGUCUCCUGCCCCUGUUCCUGCACCUGUUGCAGAAGUUUCAAAACCCGUUCCUGCACCUGUUCCAGUGUCUACAAAAGCUACCCCCAAAUCAACAAAAGCAUCAGCCUCUCCGGCAUAUAAGACAAAAGCAACUGCAAAGAAAACUCCUCAAAUAAAAAUGAAACCAUCAGUUGAAGAAAGUGAGAUGCUUCCACCUCAACGAAGUAUUGCAAAUACAAGACGAAGUCAGCAAGUAGCCGAGAAGGUUACUUCUGUUAAAACUAAAAGAUUGCUAACGCCCAAAGUUCAAGAGCCAUGCAGCAUAAGAUGUUCGACAAGUAUGGGAUUAAUACCAAGCUUACAAUGUCGAGUCUGUCUCUGUUUAUAUCAUCCUGAAUGUGUCGAUGGCAUGGAAUUUGCAGGCAGUGACGAAUAUGUCUGUAAGAAUUGUCAGCCAGAUACUAAAGAAUCUCAUACACCAAACAAUCCAUCUUUGACACCACCUCCAUUGAUUCCAAUUAGUAUGUUGGGUGCACAAAAUGCAAAAUCGAAACAUCAAUCUAAUUCAUCUCCUCCGAAAUUGCAAAGAAUUCCGAAAUCUGAUAAUACGGACGCGCAAACGAGAAAUUUUUCGAAAAUUACCAAAAUACCGUCUGCAAACUCGUCACCAUCAAACAUAGACAAAAAGGAAGGCACUUGGUUCCCUCAAACGGAAAAUGAAUUUUUGCAAAGUUACGAUGGUACUAUGCCGAAACCGGCUCAAAAUAUCGCUUUAAUGGGUGGUAAAAGAUAUAUUGUAGUACCGAAAAAUAAUGCAAUGGCAGUUCAACCAGCUAUAACAGUGAGACCGGAUAAGAUUGGCGAUAAACCGCCAAUGCUUCAAGAUGGUUCACUUACUGAUAUUUCGAAUACUGUGGACAAUUCUGUUACAAAAUUACGUGCACCUCCACCUAAACACUUAGAUAUCGAUCUACCGGAAAAAAUAAAUGUUACAUCUGAUAAAGAAAUUUCAAAAGAUAUGGCACAUCUGAUAGAUCCUGCAUCUUCAGUUACCACUGAAAUAACUGAGGAAUUAGAUAAUAAAAAUAAUAAGGAUAGUAAAGAUAUUCCUAAAAGAGAUAAGUCAGUUGAGAAAAUAUUUGAAAAUAAAUCUUCCACUGCUGACACAGAUUAUGUGCCUGACAAGAAAAAAGCAGAUAUAGAUCGUAAAUUGUCUGAAAAUAAACCUGCAUGUACACCAGUACAUACAACAGAUACUGCAGACGCUCUUGAAACAAACGCUGAACCAAUUAAAGCAGCUCGUCGACAAUCGUUAUCAAGUAAAGCGGGUACAGUAACAAAAAUUAAAAAUAGCAAGAGGAAGCAAAAUCAGGACAUGGAACAGCAGCAAAAUUUCAUGAGUUCAGUUUGUGCCGGCUAUCACGCUCUGCUUCGUAUUUUCCAAUAUCUUAAAGUGCAAGAACUACUGCGGGCCGGGCGAGUUUGCAAGAUGUGGCAUGAUCUAGCGGCUCAUCCAUCUCUAUGGAAGACAGUACGUAUGAAGAAUAGCCAGGUGACUGAUUGGGACGGUCUGGCGGAAACAUUACAGAGACGCGGUACGCAACACCUAGAUCUUAGAAAAAUGUUAGUCUCUGGCGAAUCUGAUAACAUUUGGAGGAAGUUUUUGACUAUUGUACCGCGAGUGACCAGUCUCGUCAAGCUUGAGUUAUGCAGAUGUCCCGUCAUGGUGGUCGAAGAAGUUAUUAAGAGUUGUCCUCAGUUGGAGGUACUGAGUGCAAUGUCGAUUAAGUGUGAUUCUCUCAACUUGGAAUCGAUUGGAAACCUAGGUCGAUGCCAAGAACUCAGACUCAAAGCAAUAAGUGGAAUGUCAUUGCAACAAGAUCUUACAUCUCUACAAAACUUGAUACACUUGACGCAACUGAGUUUGACAUCAGUUAAAGAACUUGGAAAGAAGAAAAUUGAUGUUAUACAGGUAUUAAUAAAUCUGGAAACGUUAGAAUUGGGCGAAUGUUCUGACUUUCCCGACAAGUUUGGAACUAAUGUUUUAAUUAAAUUAAAUAAAUUGGAACGUCUUAGACUUGAAAAGGGUCAAGGAUCCUGUUGUACAUUUGAUAUCCUUGAAGGCGUAUCAAAAUUGGAAAAUCUCUGUCAGAUGGAGUUGGUUAAUUUUGAUGUGAAAAAUGGAUUUGACAAAUGUCUUGCUAAUUGCAAGAAUAUCAAGAGGUUACUAAUUAUACCAACUUACAUAUCUCAAUCAGCAACAUCUAAUAACAUGGUGCUCGGAGGUGUCACGGAAUUGUCAAACAAUUUGACACAUUUCAUAUGGGGUGUUACCCUUGAAUUACUCAGGGUUACAGAACUGUUUGUUGAUCAGUGCAAUCUUAUGAGUAAACAAGUUACUGGAGAUUCUAUACCAGUUUUAAAACCUGUCCCCUGCUUACGAUUGAUUGCGGAUGUCGAAGACGAAAACGAGAAUCAAAAAGGAGACGACAAGCAACAGCCGCAACUGGCGAGUCCGCAAGUCGAUAUUUUACCAUUGCCACAACUACAAAAGCUUCUCUUAACCGCGUUGCCCAAGACACGAGUUAAAAUCUUGAAAAUUCCCUUCCACGCCACAUGGCGGCAAAGCAUUUUAGAUACCGCGGCGCAAUAGAAGUGGACGCGAUGAUACGAAAAGUCGGAUGAAGCGAACAGACGUUAAAGCGACACAUGUGCGAAGUUCGGGAAUUUUGUAAAAUUAACUCUAUACAGUGUCUGUGCUCCAAUAAUUGCGAAUUUUUGGAUGGAAAGUAACUUAUAUAUUUAUGUACCAUGAGUUUUAUAGAAUCUUCAACGAUUAAUAACCCUUUACAACGUAUCGGUACACACUGUACAGCGAUGAAAGCCAUUGUGGUAUAUUUAAUGCUUUUGUGAUAAAUACGCGGGACCAUGUAUGCGUAUCAGACGCGUCCAUCUUUGCUACGAAGUAAACAUGAUAUGACAUGCUCUACUAUCCUUGUGUGGGUUAAUUUAAUCAAAUAAAAUUUUGACUUUUAUAUAUUACAAUUUUACUGUUUCGUGUACGAAAGAAAGAAGAAAUGGUAUAGAUCUGUACCUUAUCUGAAUUGCUGUGAUGUGUACCUGCGUUGAAAGUAAGUAAUCCGACAAGAUUACAUAGUAUGUGAACGUUAUAGAUUCUUAUGUGGUAAGAAAUUAACACAAAACUGCACUGUAUGUUUAUCUGUAAGAAAAAGAAUGUCAGGAGUGAAAUGAAUCGUUUCUUCAAUGCUCGUUGAUGCAUUAGACCUUCUUUCUUUUUUUUCUUUUCAGGAUACCUGCGGCAUGGUAUUCAGAGUCGAAAGAUUAAUUAGAUUUAUAAUUUUACAGUAUAUAACAUCCAGUUUCGAUUGGAGUAACAGAAAGUGUAAAAUCGUGUGGUCUAUAUAUAUGGCUCUAUUUAGACGUUAAACUGUAAAAAUUAUUAUAUACAUAAAUAUAAUAUGUGACUGUAUCUGUAUCUUUAGUAUAUAUUUAGGAUACGAGUUUUCCGCUGCAAAGAAACUAUGGCAAAACUUUGGGGUAGUAUCGUGUAGAAUGUGUAAUAUACUUAUUAUUUUAUUGCACAUACAAACGCAUAAUCAAAUAUAACGUUAUGUACCAAGUACAAAAUGCGUAUAAUUGUAAGUUUUCAAUAAUGACUGUGUCUAUAUUCCUUUUAAUGAGGCACAAUUUGUUUCUUUACUUCUAGGACCCUGAGACAUUAUCUCCUGCAAAAAAUACAUUAGAGGAAUAGAGAUUUAUAUUUUAUACUAUGAGAUAAGAGAAAAAACAAUGUUAGAGAUAUGCUAAAUUUAAGUUUUAAGUAAUAUAAAUUGGACACAUUAAAAUUGUUUUAAAUAAUGUUACUGAAAUUUAUUUGGUGGAUAAACCCCACACAGUAGCAUACACUCAUAAGUUUCCGCAUCAUAACAUUUUGUUUGUCUAGAUUUUAUUAUACAUAUUUUAGCAUAUAUAUAUAUAUAUAUAUAUAUAUUUCAUCAUUUAUAUUUCAUAAACUGCUUAUAGAAGCUACUUUUUACUUUGCAGCGUGAAAAUUCAUAUAUUUGCUAUGUUUUAUUGUACUAUGUUUUGUUAUACAUAAGAAUUCGAUAAUUUAUCAAGCGGAUUUUAUAUUUCCGAUUAACAAAUUUUUUAUAUGUAUAACAAAAGAUCUUACGUGAAUAUACCUUGUGAACGAUGGAUGUUUAACGACACGCACAUCUCGAUCUGCUGUGAGCAUAUUAUCUUUUGCUUUAUUUUUUUUUUUUUUUAUUGAAAUAAAUGUUGAACGAUUGGAGAUAUAUAUACAUAGUUUAUAAAAUAUUUCAAUAGACAGACAUGUAGUACACAUGUUUGCAACACAUUGCACAAUUUUCUUUUUUAUAGAUCAGUUAUAUGUUUAAUAACGUUCACAGUAUCAUCUUUUUAUAGUUGUUUGUUUUACAGUUGUUAUUUCUAAUGUAACUUUAAGCCGAGGAAGAACAA
Molecule: messenger RNA, 6262 nt
Organism: Formica exsecta
Lineage: Eukaryota; Metazoa; Arthropoda; Insecta; Hymenoptera; Formicidae
Exons: 10
Coding region: 576-4412 (1278 amino acids)
Molecular function (GO): protein binding; DNA binding
Source: RefSeq, a predicted model, not a curated record